UCGUCGGUCGAAAAUGUUGAAAUGGCCGAGAAACACUUUCCACUCAAGAGCCGCAUCUUCAGAAGAUGAAAUGUCAACAGCACCGCCCUCGAUAGUCCCUGAUGACACGGAAAGGCAACAAAUUGAAAAGGAGAUCACCCCGGACAAGGUCUCUGCAUUCAAGGGACUCGGCUGGCUAGAUCGCUUUUUGGCAGUGUGGAUUCUUCUCGCCAUGGCCAUAGGCGCAACCCUUCAAAAGGGACAAUUCGUUGGUGUCUCGGCACCAAUCGGUGAGUCUUUCCAAGACAUUCAUAAAGCAACAUUGUGUAUAUUGACAUCUUUCGAAGCUGUUGGCUUGUUAGUUAUGAUGUAUCCGAUUCUGUGCAAAGUCCAAUACGAAACACUGCAUCUUGCAUUCAAGAGCAGGGAACUUUGGAUUCAAGUCGGUUUCAGCAUACUCAUGAAUUGGCUUGUUGCUCCAUUCUUGAUGCUAGGACUAUCAUGGGCAUUUCUGCCAGACGAGAGUGGUCUUCGUGAAGGUCUCAUCCUUGUGGGUAUUGCUCGUUGUAUUGCCAUGGUAUUGAUCUGGACUGGUCUUGCAGGAGGAGACUCGCAGUAUUGUGCCAUUCUAGUCGCCAUCAACUCGAUUCUGCAGAUGGUCUUGUUUGCACCGCUCGCCAUCUUCUUCAUCAAUGUCAUCAGCGACUCAGAUACGCCCAUCUCGUCCUCGUACUCGACAGUAGCCACCAGUGUUGCCGCAUUCUUGGGCAUUCCCCUAGCCGCAGCCAUCAUCACUCGAUUUGCCAUCCGCAAGUUCUCACCCACUUGGUACAACGAAACUUUCCUCAAGUGGCUGGCACCAUGGUCAUUGAUUGGACUACUCUACACCAUCAUCGUCCUGUUCGCAUCACAAGGACACCGCGUCGUGCACCAGAUUGUGUCGGUCGUGCGAGUAGCGGCACCCUUGAUCGUCUACUUUNUCGCAAUCUUCAGUCUUACACUCUGGAUCACACAUAAGCUCGGCUUCGGAUACAAGUUGGCAACGACGCAAAGCUUCACUGCUGCAAGUAAUAACUUUGAGUUGGCGAUUGCUGUUGCCACGGCUACUUUUGGCGCCAACAGCGAUCAAGCACUUGCAGCGACCGUGGGUCCUUUGAUCGAAGUACCCGUGCUAUUAGGCUUGGUGCAUGUAGUGAGGUGGAUAGGGAACAAGCGCCAAUGGAAGGCA
This is a messenger RNA of Aureobasidium musti, 1207 nucleotides long. Lineage: Eukaryota; Fungi; Ascomycota; Dothideomycetes; Dothideales; Saccotheciaceae. The record is from the annotation of a GenBank genome assembly.